AUGGAAAGCCACUUGAACAGCUCCACGAUGCACCAGGUGGAAACCGUCUGUCAGCAGGCCUCGAUAGAGGCACCCAGCCAUCAUGCCAGUGAACACACAGCCAACGAAGAAUGCUACGAGCCGCAAGGACAGCCAGAGCAGCCCGAUAAUACAAGCGUCUUACCCUCUGAAGCGCUCUUACCUGAGCAGUGCCAGCAUUCUCGAGAGUUCACAAGUCUGUCCCAAGAUGCAGUGGUUCCAGUGUACAAUGUUGGACUUAACGAUGAGCUAUCAGAUACAGGGCUCACAAAUGAACGAGCGGCCGAGCUCCGCGAGGUAUUUGGGCCGAAUUCCGUGAAAUCCAAGCAGACUCCAGAGUGGCAGAAGGUUGCCAAACGAUAUCUCCGCACAACUCCAAUACUGCUGACUAUUUCUGCAAUUAUGUCCGUUUGUAUCAAAAUUGACGGGAAACGGGACUGGCUGUCUUUCAGCUUGCUGGUUUUCCUGUGCAACGUGAUGGUCUGGGCUGACUACAUGGGAGAGCGAACAGCAGCUAACGCCAUCAGUGCAGUUGAAAAGCUGGCAGCUCCAGAAUGCAGCGCUAAGCGCGACGGGGUGUGGAGUUCAAUUGAAGUAGUUGAUCUGGUUCCAGGAGACGUCGUAUGGCUAAAGGCUGGCAUGAUAGUACCAGCAGAUGGAGUUUUCAUUCCCCAUCAGAAGUAUAUCUUUUUAGAUGAGUCUGCUCUUACUGGGGAGUCUUUGGCAGUCAAGAAGUGUAGGGGUGCGGAACUCUUAAGCGGCUCAGUUGUUCAGCGAGGAGAGGGGUCAAUGCUAGUGCAAAAGACCGGAGUUGAUUCAUUCUACGGCAAGACUAUAGCGUUACUCGCUCGAGCAGAUCGAAAAGGUCAUUUGCGCACAAUUCUAGAUAGCGCAUCAAAGGCUCUUACAUUGGCAGCUGUGAUCUUUGCCUUAUUCCUUGUUUUUUGGGAGCGAUUUCAUCCGGCAUGGAUAGAAAAACGGAAUGGAGAAGUAAACCUUGGCUUGCUCUUGAAGCGCGCCUUUACGCUAAUAGCUGCGGUAAUCCCUGCUGCUAUGCCGGUGGUAACGACCACUGUGCUUGCGGUGGGGGCAGUGUCGAUGAGCAGGGAGCACGCGGUUGUCUCAAGGCUCUCUGCCAUUGAGGAGGCCGCUGGGGUCGAAAUCCUGUGUACGGACAAAACUGGUACUCUGACCCUCAACAAACUUACCCUGUCCAGGGAAGAUACAAGCGUAGAGCCCGGUUUCACAACUAAUCAAUUACUAGUUUACGCAUCUCUCGCAACGAGCUGUACUGAGCCAGAUCCCAUCGAUUUGGCCAUUAACGCAGAGGCCAAUAUGCAGGAGCGCGCAGAGUUCGAGGUGCUGGACUACACGCCGUUCAAUCCAGUCGAUAAGCGUGCUGACAGUAUCGUGCGCACCAAGUCAGGAGAGGUGCUCUUUGUGACAAAAGGGGCUCCGCAUGUCAUCGGUGAGCUGGUCUGCGCACCAGGAGACACUAUGAAGCUGCAGCGUCUCAACAGCAUCAUCGAAGACAAAGCUCGCAGAGGGUUACGUACUCUGGGGGUGGCUAUUAAACCAAUAGCUUUUAAAGGUACCGAAAUACUAGAAGAAGCCACGGAGGCACUCAGCAGCACCAUGUGGGAGCUUGUUGGUUUUCUAUGCCUUCGAGACCCCCCAAGAGCUGAUACAAGAGAAACUUUAGAGCGUUCAAAGCAAAUGGGAGUCCAGAUAAAAAUGCUGACUGGAGACCAGCGAGCAAUCGCAGCUGAGACAGCUAGGCUCCUUGGUUUGGGCGAUAACAUCUGUGGGCCUGAAAUCUUCAAGGAGAGACCGAAAGGCCUUGAGAGUGACUUGCAGUUUGACGAAUUUAUUAGUAAGGUAGAUGGCUUCUCUGGGGUGUACCCAGAGCACAAGUUUGACAUUGUUGAUACUUUACAGCGGAGCGGUUGCCUUGUUGCCAUGACAGGUGAUGGAGUCAACGAUGCGCCUGCGCUGAAACGGGCAACCGUGGGGAUAGCAGUUAGCGGAGCAACAGAAGCUGCCCGUGCUGCAGCUGAUAUUACGCUACUCUCUCCUGGGUUAUCAAGCAUAAUUACCGUCCUAAGCUUAUCCCGGCAAAUAUUCAAGCGUAUCGAAGCCUAUAUUACCUUCCGCAUCCACGGCAGUGUCAUGACCCUUUUGUUUUGGUGGGGUUGCGUUGUUAUUUUUGAUUAUGAAUAUCCUACAUGGGUGCUGGCACUUGUCGCAAUUAUCAACGACUUCGUGUUAAUGAGCUGCUCGCGUGAUAAUGUGCCCUCUUCCAAACUCCAGAGGGCAUCCAGCACAGGCUUCAGCAAAAGCAUCGAAUGCUUGGGCCGCAGGUUUUUUAGCGAGUCCUCUCUUAAAGGAGGCGAUAAGGUACUAUAUGCCCGCAGCCUUCUUAUCGACAUGGAGGCUAAGGCCGUCCAAAACUGUCUUGUGUGUCAUCCCCCCCUUUCCAGUAGCAAAAGCACUGACCUGGGAUACUCAGGACGUACACUUUACAGGGAAAGCGUACCUGGAUCAACCAUGGAUUGGUGCUGGAAACCUGAGUGUGCAUUUUGGCAGCAAGGCGGCUGCGGGAACAACUGGGCUAUUGGUCACGAGUUGCAGGGCCCGUCAAAUCACGAUACGCUCGAGAGCCUGAUAACGAGCCUCGCAGAGGAUGCAGACGCCAUAAAUUCUGUAUUGAUACUCCAUUCCGUUGCCGGGGGUACAGGCUCUGGCGUUGGCUCGUACAUGACGGAGUUGUGUGCAGAUUUGUUACCAACAAGCUGCAUUGCAAGUUGCUGUGUCUGGCCCUUUGAAUCUGAAGUCUCCACGCAGUCUCUCAACGCGAUGCUAACCCUCGCUUCACUUCAGCGAGAUAGUGAUGGAAUCUUUAUCUUCGAAAACGCACGAUGUGCAAAAGCGCUGCAAAGGCAUUCAGCAGCUACUCCGGCAGGAGCAGGAGCGAAUUUUUCGGGAAUAAACCGUUACAUUUCGCGUGAACUUCUAGGCUGCUGCCUGCUGCCUUCCGAUGCAUGGGAUCAUUCCUCCAAGGGCACUUCUAGAUGCAGCGGCGGGCAAUUAAAAAAAUUCGAAAAUAAGAGCUUGACUUGUACAGACGUAGGAUGCGGGGCUCUGCGGUCGGAUGCUGCUUCAGCGCGUCACUGCCCCUUGCGAGACGUAGUGGCAGACGUUGCAGCGCACCCAGCCUUCAAGCUACUAACUUGCCGGUACCUUCCGCAAAACUUUUCGGCUGAGUCCAGCAGCUCUGGCCUGGCCCCUUAUACCUUUCGAUCUCUGCUCUGCCGCUUGCAGCGCAUGUUUAAGAGAGCAGACAGCCUGGACUUCUAUGCGCCUCCCAGUCCAGCGUUCUCUUGCCGCUCGAGACAGAGCCACUAUGCAGAAGUGCGACAGCAGAACCAAAGCAGUUCCUUCAAUGAAGGCAAUGCAGAGGACGCCCAACCAAACAUUGCGGUAGCUGCGCGGCUCUGCCUGAGAGGACCAAAAUCAAAAAGUUUUGAUGGGAACCCCGUGGACGACUGCAAUAUUGCAUUGUGGCCCUACGCCCUUGGCCCUAUAAAGGUUUCUUCUCAUCCCUUCCCAGCCCUUGGAGAACCAUGCAGUGCGUCUCUUACUACAAGCUGUUGCACACCGCUUCCAGCACUCCGAAGUACACUGGAGAUGAGCCGUGACCUGCUGCAUGCUGGGGCAUUUGUUCACCACUACGAGCAGUUCGGCGUUGGAGCAGAGGAACUCAGAUUCGCCCUCGAACAAAUGGAGGAGAUAAUAGCUGCGUAUGCUGCCAUACGCCGUGCUUGA
This is a messenger RNA of Cyclospora cayetanensis, 3843 nucleotides long. Its product is annotated as ATPase 2, plasma membrane-type. Lineage: Eukaryota; Apicomplexa; Conoidasida; Eucoccidiorida; Eimeriidae. The coding region runs from base 1 to 3843 and encodes 1280 amino acids. Gene Ontology annotation, molecular function: ATP hydrolysis activity; GTP binding; P-type proton-exporting transporter activity. Gene Ontology annotation, cellular component: plasma membrane; microtubule. Gene Ontology annotation, biological process: proton export across plasma membrane; microtubule-based process; regulation of intracellular pH. The record is from RefSeq and is a predicted model, not a curated record. The transcript has 7 exons.